Molecule: messenger RNA, 3765 nt
Organism: Chenopodium quinoa (quinoa)
Lineage: Eukaryota; Viridiplantae; Streptophyta; Magnoliopsida; Caryophyllales; Amaranthaceae
Product: protein argonaute PNH1-like
Exons: 24
Coding region: 716-3538 (940 amino acids)
Biological process (GO): regulatory ncRNA-mediated post-transcriptional gene silencing
Cellular component (GO): cytoplasm
Molecular function (GO): protein binding; RNA binding
Source: RefSeq, a predicted model, not a curated record
AUUCAUUAUGUAGUUUAAUAUAUACAUGUACCUGGGUACUUAAUCGGUUUCGUUUCAAAAAAAAAUAGAGAAAUGCAACUAGUUCCUUAAUUUAUUAUCCAUAAUUCGAGUUUGAUUACCAUUUUGGACCACCAAUUCCUAAUUAAUUUGGAUUCUAAUUCCGGAUAUUUGGAAUUUUUGCUCACCCUCUAACUAAUACCUGGUCUGAUCGUCAAAGUAUUUCACAUGAAACACCCUCUUGUAGUCUUCUAUACUAUAUUUGAAAAAAAAAUAAAAAAAAUAAUGUAACCUCCAUGAUAGUGGUAUAAAAAGAAAUAAAGAAAGGUAUCACUAUUUCCAACUUCACUUGCUUCCAUUUUAUCCCCAUAAAAUUCCCUUUCACUUGGUUUCAGUGUUAGUGCUCUCUGCUACUCACUUCACUUCACUUCAAUUCUCCCCACCCUAACUUCUCAACCUUACCUUCAAUUCAUUUCUUCUUUUUUCCUGAGCUUCGUUUUCUCAAUCUAUUUCUCUCUCCUAUUUUUCCAUCUUCCUCCAUUUUUUUCCUUCACUGUUUGAUUUCUCCGUAAUUAUUUGCUUCUUCUCCAAGUUUCUACGAGAUUGGAGUAGAAUUUUUUAUCAAGUAUCAUCAAAAGUGGAGAAGACUAUACGACGUAGUUUCCUACAGUCUAGCUACUUGUUGUGAUAUUAAUGCUAAACGGCUCUGCUGCUAGAGAUGCCGAAUCGACAUAUAAGAGACCCGGAGCAGAAGCAUAUGAUCCCCAAGAAACCUGUGGAAAGCAGCUUAGUGAUUUCGUUGCCAUCUAACAAGUCUUCCCAAUGUGCUAAAGAGAGAUUGGAAGAUGCUCCGAAAAAUGCUAAGCGGAGGAGAGGAAGAAGAAAGACAAAAGGUGCCAUUGUGGAAGAUUUACCCGCUGACGGGAAACUUCAGUUGCAUGCUGACCCUCCCACAUCAAAUAAGGGCAUUGUAUUCCAACGAAGGCCGGGUUUCGGUCAGUUGGGCACUAAGUGUGUUGUUAAGGCGAAUUAUUUUCUUGCUGAGUUAACGAGGUCGGAUUUAUGUCAAUAUAAUGUUACUAUAACUCCUGAAGUAAAAUCAAGUAAAUUGAAUAAAGCUGUCAUGGCUGAGCUUGUGAAACUUCACAGAGAAACUAACUUGGGUGCAAAGCUUCCUGUUUAUGAUGGUAAAAAGAAUCUUUACACUGCCGGAUUACUGCCUUUUACGACGAAAGAGUUCAAGGUUACAUUGCUUGAAGAGAGUGAAGGGUUUGAAUCAACAAGGAAAAAUGAAUUCGAGGUUAAAAUCCAGUUUGUUGGUUUUGCUCGAAUGCAAGAACUACAUGAGCUUCUUGCAGGUAAACAGGUUAAAGCACCUCAAGAAGCUCUCACAGUAAUUGAUACUGUCUUGAGGGAAAUGGCUGCAAAAAGGUAUUUACCAUUUGGAAGAUUAUUCUAUUCUCCUGAUAUUCAAAAGCCUCAUCAACUUGGUGGUGGUUUACACUCUUGGCGUGGCUUCUAUCAGAGUGUAAGAGCCACGCAGAUGGGGUUGGCCCUGAAUAUUGAUAUGUCAGCAAGCGCAUUCAUUGAAGCACUCCCAGUAGUUGAGUUUGUAGCUCAAAUAUUGGGGAAGGAUGUACGUUCACGACCAUUGUCUGAUGCCGAUUCUGUUAAGGUUAAGAAAGCACUUAGAGGCAUCAAAGUGGAGGUGACUCACAGAGGAAAUGUACGGAGGAAAUAUAGAGUAUCAGGAUUGUCAGCUCAGCCUACCAGAGAACUAAUCUUCCCUGUUGAUGAGCAAAUGAAUAUGAAGUCAGUGAUUGAGUACUUCCAGGAGGUGUAUGGAUUUACCAUUCAAUAUGCUCACCUCCCUUGCCUUCAAGUAGGAAAUCAAAAGAAAGUAAAUUAUUUGCCGAUGGAGGCAUGCAAAAUAGUUGGAGGACAGAGAUAUACAAGAAGAUUGAAUGAAAAACAGAUAACAUCUCUACUCAAAGUUACAUGUAGACGACCAAGUGACCAGGAAACGGAUAUUUUGCAGACUGUUCACCAGAAUGGCUACAACCAAGAUCCCCAUGCACAAGAGUUCGGCAUAAAGAUAGAUGACAAACUUGCUACGGUUGAGGCUCGUGUUCUUCCUGCUCCAUGGCUGAAGUACCAUGAUACUGGAAAAGAGAAACAACACUUGCCUCAGCUUGGUCAGUGGAAUAUGCUAAACAAGAAAGUGAUUAAUGGGAGCACUGUAAGUAAUUGGGCUUGCAUCAACUUCUCGAGAAGUGUACAAGAGACUGCUGCUCGUGGGUUUUGUCGUCAGUUGGUGCAGAUGUGUCAAGUCUCUGGAAUGGAGUUCAACCCUGAACCUGUGAUCCCUAUCCAUUCUGCAAGGCCAGACCAGGUGAAGAAGGCCUUGAGAUAUGUAUGUAAUGCGGCUGCAAGCAAACUUGAUGGAAAGGAGCUGGAGUUGGUUAUUGCCAUUCUACCAGACAAUAAUGGCUCUCUAUAUGGUGAUUUGAAGAGAAUUUGUGAGACGGAUUUGGGAUUGAUUUCGCAAUGCUGCCUAACCAAAUAUGUCUUGAAAGUUUCCCGGCAAUACCUAGCGAAUCUGUCCUUGAAAAUUAAUGUAAAGUUGGGAGGAAGAAAUACAGUCCUUUUGGACGCUUUGAGUUUGAGAAUUCCAAUGGUUAGUGACAUCCCAACAAUAAUUUUUGGAGCUGAUGUAACUCAUCCAGAAAGUGGGGAAGAUACUAGCCCAUCCAUCGCUGCUGUUGUAGCAUCUCAAGAUUGGCCAGAAGUAACAAAAUAUGCUGGGAUGGUAUCUGCUCAGGCACACAGACAGGAAAUUAUACAAGAUCUGUUCAAAACCUGGCAAGACCCGCAACAAGGAACUGUCAAUGGAGGCAUGAUCAGAGAACUUUUGCUAUCCUUCAAGAGGGCCACUGGACAAAAGCCGCUGAGGAUAAUAUUUUACAGGGAUGGUGUCAGUGAUGGACAGUUCUAUCAUGUUCUAUUGUAUGAACUUGAUGCCAUAAGAAAGGCAUGUGCAUCACUGGAACCUGGCUAUCAACCUCCAGUGACUUUUGUUGUGGUUCAAAAGCGUAAUCAUACAAGAUUAUUUCCAAACAAUCACAAUGACAAGAGAAGCACCGACAAGAGUGGGAACAUCUUGCCCGGUACUGUGGUAGAUACUAAAAUAUGUCAUCCAACCGAUUUCGACUUCUUUCUCUGCAGUCAUGCUGGGAUUCAGGGCACCAGCAGACCUGCUCACUACCAUGUGCUCUGGGAUGAUAACAAUUUCACAGCCGAUGAGAUACAAUCUUUAACAAACAACCUCUGUUACACGUAUGCUCGCUGCACACGAUCUGUCUCAGUUGUCCCUCCAGCAUAUUAUGCCCAUCUAGCAGCUUACAGAGCUCGAUUCUACAUGGAAUCUGAUAGUAGUGAUAGUUCAGGGGGAUCACAUAAUUCGCGCGCAAACAAAGGCCAAAGCUUCCGCCCAUUGCCAGAAUUGAAGGAUAAGGUCAAGAAUGUAAUGUUUUACUGCUAAGCGUAGAUUGACAGUAGAUUAAUCAGAUGUGUAUAGUUCUCAUGUAAUUAUAGUUGUAGUGACUAGUGAAUAGUGCAUAACAAAUUUUGAUAGUUAUGAGAAGCUUUUGCUAGUCCUUCAAUUAUGAAUGUCUAAGUCAUAUAUCCUAGCUUCCACCCCGAGCAAAACAUUAUAUUGAACUCAUCGGGAUACAGUUGCAAAUCUCCUGAACAGACUGUUGAAUGAAA